AUGGGGCUUCUCUCUAUCAUCAAGAAGACGAAGCGUAAGGAGCGGGAAAUGCGCAUCCUUAUGCUAGGCCUGGACAACGCCGGGAAAACUACGUGCGUCAAAAAGUUCUGCGGGAAGGACACGAGCUCGAUUAGCCCCACUUUAGGCUUCCAGAUUACUGCUCUGACGUUUCGAGGGUGCACACUGAACGUGUGGGAUGUGGGUGGCCAGCAAAGCCUGCGCAGCUACUGGCGCAACUACUUUGAAAGCACGGAUGGUCUUGUGUGGGUGGUCGACAGCAAUGAUGUGGAGAGACUGCUAAUGUGCAAGGAGGAGCUGCAUCACCUCCUGCAAGAGGAGCGACUAGCCGGAGCAAGUUUGCUCAUCUUCCUCAAUAAGAUUGACAUCCCCACUGCGUUAUCACCGCAGGAAAUUGCCCGGCUGCUUGAUGUAGACACGAUUCGACAAGGCAAGCGCCAUGUACACCUCUGCGCGUGUAGUGCCACAACCGGUGAGGGGUUGCUAGAUGGCAUUUCAUGGAUGGUAGACGACGUGUCAAAGCGCAUGUACUUCUCAAGCUAG
Leishmania mexicana MHOM/GT/2001/U1103 is the source of this 561-nucleotide messenger RNA. RefSeq names its product putative ADP-ribosylation factor. The record is from RefSeq and is a predicted model, not a curated record. Gene Ontology annotation, molecular function: GTPase activity; GTP binding. NCBI's taxonomy places the organism in Eukaryota, Euglenozoa, Kinetoplastea, Trypanosomatida, Trypanosomatidae. Gene Ontology annotation, cellular component: cytoplasm; microtubule cytoskeleton. The transcript has a single exon. Gene Ontology annotation, biological process: protein folding. Bases 1 to 561 code for a protein of 186 amino acids.